GUUCGAGGCGGCUGCUGCAGUGGUUGGGGUGUUUGGUGGGCUGUCCCUGGCCGUACGCAGACACACCCUCCCCAAGCGACACAUACCCCUCGGACACGACACCCUGCACUGCCUCCCUGGGAUAACGGUGUGAGAGGAGGUGCAAGGAGACCACCAUGGCGUACAAGGGGACCAUCUACCUAGCAGGGCGGUAUCUCCAGGAACAGGGUGCGACAGGGUGCAUGCUAGAGGUCCCUGCCGACACCCUGGUUGCCCUCUUCACCCUGCAGUAUUGCCAGAACCGCUGCCUUCAAGUGGUCCUGGUGACGGGCCGAGCGGAUGGUGACACUUGCAAGUUUCCGGUCUCUCGCGAAUGUUUGUGUUUCGGCGUUGCGGUGAAGGGCGAGGAGGAGUGCCCGGAGGUGUUGCAAUACUGUGAGCUGCCCGCCAUGAUACCCCAAGAGGAGGAGGAGGAGAAGGAGGAAGAGGAAGAGGAGGAGGAGGAGGAGGAGGAGGAGGGAAGACGAAAGCAUGAGAGGAAAGAGAAGGAAGGAAGGAAGGAGAGACAGAAUGGUCGAGAGAAAGUAAAGGAAGAGGAGGAGGAGGAGGAGGAGGAGGAUAAAGAAGGAAGGAAGGAAAUGGAAACUGGGAGAGAGAAAGUAAAGGAAGAGGAGGAGGAGGAGGAGGAAAGGGAAGGAAAGAAGGAAAGGCAGACUGGUAGAGAGAACGGAGAGGAAGAGGAAGAGGAGGAGGAGGAGGAGGAGGAAAAGAAAGGAAGGAAGGAAAGGCAGAAUGGUAGAGAGAAAGUAGAGGAAGAAGAGGAGGAAGAGAUGGAGGAGGAGGAAGAGGAAGAAGAGAAGGAGGAGGAGGAAGAAGGGACAGAAAACCCACAUAUCAGAGAGGAAGAGGAGGAAGGAAGGAAAGAAAGGGAAGAGAAAGAAGAAGAAGGGAAGAAAGAAACAGAAGAAGAACAAGAACAAGAAAAAACAAAUGAAAAUCGGAAGGAGGUGGAAAAGGGCGGCGGUGGUGGUGGUGGUCGGGGAGUUCAACCCGGUGUGGCAUGGAAGGGAGGGGACUGGUGUUGCGCUGGCUUGUGUUCCGCUCUCAGACUCGCGGUGAGACAGAUAACAGCGGAAACAACACACGAGCGGAAAACAAACACUCGAAACACUGGAAUCCGCAACUCAAACGACAACACAACGAAAACCAAGCGUAGUAUAGCCCGGAAUACAAAUGCGUGUGUUGCGAGCGGAAAUACCGACACUAACCCAGGUAAAACUCAUAGCAAUACCGCGGAGAACGGAAGUACCAACACAAAUGGAGCUGGAAACGACAAGUCUGGCACUCCCGGCAACACAGCGGUCUCAGAAAACACAGAUGAGAAGCGUAACACUGCCAGCAACACAAACAACAACACCCCACACCACGCGGCAACACUCCUAGGGUUCCGCGGCGGUUGCUUACAGGCCUGCGCAGAGGUGAGCGUUUGGACGAAAUUCUGCGAGGUCGAGGCUCCGUUGGCACUCCUGUCCUUGGCCGCGGCACCCCAUAGCAGAGGCGCGGAGGUGGAGUACCCCAAGGAGCUGCUGCGUUACGAGUGCCACCUUCGCCGCCCGCCCAUCCUCCACAACGCACUCAAACGCAAACAAAGGCACAUUCGGGAAACGGUUACGAAUAACUCCGAACGCGACGCGCUCAUCCGACGGCCACUGGCACUCCUCCCGGCACUCCACCACCAGUUCGCCGAGGGUCCGGACAUGACCUUGGCUGACCUCAUGCUGUUCCCUUGCGUCCACUUGCUCUUGACGAACUUAACCUCAUCGCAAGUUGACCUGAUAGCGACCACACCUUUAGUUUCGAUAUGGCACGGCACUAUGGCACUCGAACCGCAUAUCCAGAUGGCACUACCUGUUCUCACCGCUGCUAAGGCUCUCUAUGGCACCCCUAGGUCAGGUUCCCCCCCUAGGGUCAUAGUGCCAAGCGUUCCUGAUGUUAGUAUUUAUAAGAGCGAUCCGGAGAGAGAGAAGGUCACUCGAGGUGCGUUCACGAGGCAAGGGGAUGUGGAGGAGGUGCUGAGGGUGGUGGAAGGGGGUGGAGUGGAGUGUGGAUAUGUGCCCUGGCCUCCACAAUCCACCUCCUCCUCCUCCUCCUCCUCCUCCUCCUCUUUCUCUAUUUUAACCUAUGCAAACUCAUCCUCCUCCUCCUCCUCUCCGUCUCUGUUUCCUUACACUUCCUCCUCCUCCUCCUCCUCUUCUUCCUCCUCUGUCAUCAUCUCCUCCUCCACCUCUCCUCCUUCCUUCCUUACCUCCUCCUCCACCUCUCCUCCUUCCUUCCUUACCUCCUCCUCCACCUCCUCCUUCACCUCCAUUACCUCCAAGGCCUCCUCCUCAUCUAACUCCUCUCAUUCUCCUGCCUCCUCCUCCUCCUCCUCUUUCUCCUCCUCCUCUGGGCCGCCACUCCAUACCCUCCUCCCGGCGCUCUCCCUUGAGGGCCACAUCCCCAAGAGCCGGCUGGAGAGGAAAGUGCAGCAGGUGGAGAAUAUGUGCAGUGCCGUUCUUGCCCUUGCGAAACCAGGUGACGUUUUAGUGGACUUCUGCUCGGGGGGGGGCCAUGUCGGCAUACCCCUAGCCCAGAGCCUGCCGGAGUGCCGCGUGGUGCUGGUCGAGAACAAGGUGCCGUCGCUGGAGAGGGCGAGAGAGCGAGUGCGGUCCCUUCGGCUUAAUAAUGUGUGUUUCAUGCAGACGAACCUCGACUAUUUCCGCGGCACGUUCGACGUCGGUGUGAGUCUCCAUGCGUGUGGGGCUGCGACCGACCUCGUGCUGGGGAAGUGUGUGGCCCAGCGCGCGGCCUUCGUGGUAGCCCCGUGCUGCUACGGAAGCAUACGGCCGAACCAUAUUGUGUCAUACCCGUGUAGCAAGUCGUUCCGAAGCCUCCCUCUCACCCUAGACCAGUACCUCACCCUGGGCCAUGCCGCCGACCAGACGCACGGACAGGACAAUCCUAAAACUGAGCAGGGACAACGGUGUAUGCGGUUGGUGGACGGGGAUAGGCUGGCAGCGGUGCGGGAGGUGGGAUACAUGACUUCCCUGGCCCUCAUGCAACCACCGACCUGCUCUCCGAAGAAUCACUUACUCAUGGGAAGACCGAUGGCAUGAGCGACUUGGGAGUGUGGCGGAAGAGUUGAUUGUGGACAAGAAGUGACGUUUACGCAGUUGAAUAAGUGAGGAGACAUUGAUCCGCUCUCCGAAAACUCACUUACUCAUGGGAAGACCGAUGGACUGAGCGACUUGGGAGUGUGACGGAAGAGUUGAUUGCGGACAAGAAGUGACGUUUACGCAGUUGUAUAAGUGAGGAAACAUUGAUCCGCUCUCCGAAAACUCACUUACUCAUGGGAAAAGCGAACGGACUGAGCGACUUGGGAGUGUGACGGAAGAGUUGAUUGCAGACGAGAAGAGACGUUUAAGCAGUUGAAUAAGGUAGAAUAAGUAAAGAAAGCAAGAGAAACAUUGAUCUGUCCGCUGAAAAAUCACUCACUCAUGGGAAAUCCGACGGACUGAGCGACUUGGGAGUGUGACGGAAGAGUUGAUCGCAGAUGAGAAUUGAGAAAACGUUGACUUGGCUGAGUGGAAGUGUGACGGAAGAGUUGAUUGCAUACAAGAAUCAAAAAAAAAUUAAUCCGCUCUCCCAAGAAUCACUCAAUCGUAGGAGAAUCGACAAAUUGAGCGACUUGGGAGUGUGACGGAAGAGUUGAUCGCAAACGAGAAUUGAAAAAAAACUGAUCCGCUCUCCCAAGAAUCACGCAAUCGUAGGAGAAUCGACGAAUUGAGUGACUUGGGAGUGUGACGGAAGAGUUGAUUGCAUACAAGAAUUGAAAAAAAAUUGAUCCACUCUCCCAAGAAUCGCUCAAUCCUAGGAGAAUCGAUGAAUUGAGCGACUUGGAAGUAUGACGGGAGAGUUGAUCGCAGACAAGAAUUGACAUUUAAAAGAGGGAAUCGAGACGGAAUGAGAUUUACGUCGAGGAAGAAGUAAUUUAGACAUCCCAGAAUUGAAUCAAGAAAAUAGAAUUAGAAAAAAAAACAAGAAAAUAAAGACAAUAUAGCAAGUUAAGUUAAGCAAGUAGAGAGGACAAAAAAAAGGCUCAUAAAGUAAGCUAAGUCGAAAAUCAAUCAUGUAUGUUUUUCCUUAAAUAAAAAAAUAAAUAAAAAAUAAACAAAUAAAGUUACCCCUAAAA
Molecule: messenger RNA, 4210 nt
Organism: Eriocheir sinensis (Chinese mitten crab)
Lineage: Eukaryota; Metazoa; Arthropoda; Malacostraca; Decapoda; Varunidae
Exons: 2
Coding region: 156-3134 (992 amino acids)
Biological process (GO): mitotic cytokinesis
Cellular component (GO): membrane; spindle; centrosome
Source: RefSeq, a predicted model, not a curated record